Molecule: messenger RNA, 960 nt
Organism: Musa acuminata AAA Group (dessert banana)
Lineage: Eukaryota; Viridiplantae; Streptophyta; Magnoliopsida; Zingiberales; Musaceae
Product: probable calcium-binding protein CML17
Exons: 1
Coding region: 321-833 (170 amino acids)
Molecular function (GO): calcium ion binding
Source: RefSeq, a predicted model, not a curated record
AACCACGCGUUCGUCUCCUCUCCCCGACUCCGACGCCAGAUCCAAAGAGAUCGGUCGGCGUCGCCCCAAAGUGCCGAGAUGCAAUUAGAUCAUCUGAUUCCUUUCGACAUAUAAAGUUUCGAUCUUGGUAAGAGAUCUUCCGUAAAGAUCCAAUUUUGGUGGCACAUCGAUCGGUUUUGUUUGGAAUUGACGCGGUCUUAUAUCGGGAUCGAUCGGGGACAAAACGAGACGCAUCCACCUGAUCGGUAAUUGCCGGUUGAGGAGGAGAGAAUAGAGCGAGAAGAUAGUUCCCAAGUCCGGGGAGAGAGAAGCGAUCCGAGAUGAGCGACGGCGAUGAUGGUGGCGCCGGAGAGGACUCGGUGAAGUUGGACGACGAGCAGCUGGGGGAGCUUCGCGAAAUCUUCCGCUCCUUCGACCGCAACAAGGACGGCAGCCUCACCCAGCUGGAGCUGGGCUCCCUCCUCCGCGCCAUCGGCCUCAAGCCCAGCAACGACCAGCUGGAAUCCCUGAUCCACAGGGCCGACACCAACUCCAACGGCCUCGUCGAGUUCUCCGAGUUCGUGGCCCUCGUCUCCCCGGAGCUCAUCGCCGCCAAGUCCCCCUACACCGAGGAGCAGCUCCGCCGGCUGUUCAAGAUGUUCGACCGCGACGGCAACGGGUACAUCACCGCCGCGGAGCUCGCCCACUCCAUGGCCAAGCUCGGCCACGCCCUCACCGCCAGCGAGCUCACCGGCAUGAUCAAGGAGGCCGACACCGACGGCGACGGCCGCAUCAACUUCCAAGAGUUCGCCCAGGCCAUCACCUCCGCCGCCUUCGACAAUUCCUGGUCCUGACUCCAUUUCAUCCUUCUUUGGUAGGUCCCUAAUAAAACAAAAAAAGGUGUCUCCUUUGCCAUUUUCUUGUCAUCGUUUAGCUUCGAUAUUGAAUGGAAAUCAGUGAAGAGGGAAGAGAUUGCAUGCA